This is a messenger RNA of Oryzias latipes (Japanese medaka), 1687 nucleotides long. Its product is annotated as E3 ubiquitin-protein ligase TRIM63. Lineage: Eukaryota; Metazoa; Chordata; Actinopteri; Beloniformes; Adrianichthyidae. Gene Ontology annotation, molecular function: zinc ion binding. Gene Ontology annotation, biological process: regulation of microtubule cytoskeleton organization. The record is from RefSeq and is a predicted model, not a curated record. Gene Ontology annotation, cellular component: cytoplasm.
GUCCCCUCGUCUAAAAACAGACCAAGAGCAGCUCACAGGCCGGAACCUCUAGUUGCUCUUUGUUGCACUUUUUUCCUGGACAGCUUCCCCUCUUCCCCCAUAUCCCACCUUCACCUCACAGGUGGACAGUUUCUCUGUCAUGGAGAGCCUGGAGAAGCAACUCAUCUGCCCCAUCUGCCUGGAGAUGUUCACCAAGCCGGUGGUCAUCCUGCCAUGUCAACACAACCUGUGCCGCAAGUGUGCCAACGAUGUCUUCCAGGCCUCCAACCCCUACCUGUCUGCGAGGAGCGGCUCCACCGUGACCUCAGGGGGGCGUUUCCGCUGCCCUUCCUGCCGCCAUGAAGUGGUUCUGGACCGGCACGGGGUGUACGGCUUGCAAAGGAACCUGCUGGUGGAGAACAUCAUCGACAUGUACAAACAAGGGAACACCAGUAAACCGGUUCCAGAAGUCAAGACAGAUCAGCCUAUGUGUGAGGAACACGAGGAUGAGAAGAUAAACAUCUACUGCAUCACCUGCAGUGUCCCCACCUGCUCCCUCUGUAAGGUUUUUGGAGCUCAUAAAAACUGCAACGUGGCUCCUCUCAAUGACGUCUUCGGCCAGCAGAAGGUGGAGCUCACCGACUGUGUGUCCAUGCUGGUUGGAAACAACGAGAGAGUUCAGGCCAUCAUCAGUCAGCUGGAUGAAACCUGCAGAGCCAUUGAUGAGAACAGCCGCAGACAGAAGUCGCGGGUCUGUGAGACGUUUGAUCACCUGUUUGUUCUGCUGGAGGAGAAAAAGAGCGAGAUGACGCUGAGGAUCAAUGCUGAGCAGGAGGAGAAGCUGGACUACAUCCGAGGUCUGAGGAGGAAGUACAGCGAACACCUGGAAGGCACUGCCAAGCUGCUGGAGACCGCCAUCCAGACCAUGGAUGAGUCUGAGAUGGCCGUGUUCCUUCAGACGGCCAAACCUUUGCUGCUGAAACUGGUGGAGGGCACCAACACAUCUCACCUGGAUAAAGUUCAGCAUGGCUACGAGAACAUGGAGCACUUCAAGGCUAACUUUGAUUGUCAGAGAAAGGCUCUGGCUCAAAUCAGCUUCAGAAUUGAUGAAGACGAUGAGGAAGAUGAAGAAGAGGAGGCAGAGCUGAGAGUGACCACAGCAGGAAGUCGCAUUGAGUCACAGCUGCAUGCCACGCCAACAUCUGCGCAGUUGCCGAAUCACCAGCUCCCACCUAUCCUCCCAGCCACGCCCCCACAGAGACAUUCAGAGGCCCCGCCCAUCCCAAUUCCACAGGCAAGGAGCCCAGUGUCGUCUCCACCAAGCCAAACCCCACCUCCUUUGCCUCUACCCAGCUCCACCACACAGUCGGAGCAGCAGAGUGACUCCGAGGACAAAGAUGGACCCAAACAUGUGUUCUCCUUCAGCUGGCUCAACCAGAAGUAAACCCAAAUCCAUCCCCUUCCAGUAACUGGAUCAGUCUGGCAUGGAUUAUUUUUUGCAGGACUUGAUUAGUUUGAUUCAGCGUUUCUGUUUUUAGAAAGUGACAGAACCACUUUUUAAGCUGUUGAUAUGUGUGGAUAGAAAGGUUUUUUUGGUUAAACAGCUUCUUUGGUGACAGAUGGAGGAAGGUUUGAGAUGAAAAUAUGAGGCCGCCUUUCAAAACUUCCAGUUUUCUUUUGAAUGUCAAAUAAAUGUUUUAUUAUCAAA